ACAUAAUGCCCCGUACAUACCAAGAUGAAUUACAAUUUAUUGAAAGAAUCUCGCCAGUUGAAUUUCGGAUUAAAAAGGGUUUUGUGCCCAAUAUGAAUGUAGAAGGCCGUUUCUUUGUUAAUUCUGCAUUGGAAAAGUUAAUGUUUGAAGAACUGGAGCUGAGUUCCAGAACUUCAGCUGCUGGCUUUCUACCUGCUGUUAAACAAAUUGGAAAUGUUGCCUCUCUUCCAGCAAUUGUGAAAAGUUCUAUUGGCCUCCCGGAUGUUCACUCAGGAUAUGGCUUUGCUAUUGGAAAUAUUGCGGCAUUUGAUGUUUCGAAUCCAAAUGCUGUUGUCUCUCCGGGAGGUGUUGGUUUUGACAUAAAUUGUGGCGUUCGUCUUAUCAGGACAAAUUUAUUUGAGAAAGAUGUUCAACCUUAUAAGGAGCAAUUAACACAGACAAUGUUUGACUAUAUUCCCGUUGGGAUUGGUUCGAAAGGAAUUAUUCCAAUAAAUGUUCGCGAUUUCGAAGAAUGCCUGGAAAUGGGUAUGGAUUGGACAUUACGUGAAGGCUAUUCCUGGGCUGAAGAUAAAGAACAUUGUGAAGAAUAUGGUCGAAUGUUACAAGCAGAUGCCUCUAAAGUUUCCACUAGAGCUAAAAAGCGUGGUUUGCCUCAGUUAGGUACUUUGGGUGCUGGAAACCAUUAUGGAGAGGUUCAAGUCGUAGAUGAAAUUUAUGACAAAUAUGCAGCACAAAAAAUGGGAAUUGAAUCAAAAGGGCAGAUUUGCAUAAUGUUACAUACGGGAAGUAGAGGACUUGGCCAUCAGGUGGCUACUGAUGCUCUUGUGGCUAUGGAAAAGGCUAUGGCUAGAGACAAUAUUGAUGUCAAUGAUCGACAACUUGCCUGUGCAAGGAUUAAUAGUCAAGAAGGACAGGAUUAUUUGAAGGGAAUGGCUGCUUCAGCUAAUUUUGCUUUUGUUAAUCGCUCUUGUAUGACAUUCUGCAUUAGGUUAAAAAAAUUUUUUCUUUUGAAUAACUGUUUCCUUUCUAAUUAUAAAAAUAUUUUCGGUUAAAUUCCCCUUUUAGAAUAAAAUUUUUUUUAAUUGUAACUUAUCAUCCGGCUCUGUGUCUGGUUGACGUUGGGCCUCAGAAUUAGUUGACCACCUUUAUGGGAGCCACAACAUCUUUUUAAAAAAAAAGCAGACUGCCAACCAAAAAGCAGACACUGCCAACCAUUUUUUUUUGUUGGGAGUACACCAAAACUAAACAAACAUGGACGAU
This is a messenger RNA of Meloidogyne enterolobii, 1260 nucleotides long. NCBI's taxonomy places the organism in Eukaryota, Metazoa, Nematoda, Chromadorea, Rhabditida, Meloidogynidae. The record is from the annotation of a GenBank genome assembly.